Thlaspi arvense is the source of this 627-nucleotide messenger RNA. NCBI's taxonomy places the organism in Eukaryota, Viridiplantae, Streptophyta, Magnoliopsida, Brassicales, Brassicaceae. The record is from the annotation of a GenBank genome assembly.
GAAUUUUGGAUCCACCAAUUUGUAAACAUCCCUAUACCCCUCAUCACAUUACAAGGCUUACCUACAAGACUGCUUGACGAAACGACUACUCUACGAGCAAGGGCGUAUCCGUCAUUUCCCAUCUUCUUCCCGCUUCGUUCUUCAUUUGUCUCCGGAGAAAUCGUACCACCGGCAAGCACCGAAGAUAUCGACCGAUCUUACUCCCUCCACUACGCUUUCUACCAAGAAUCUUGUCCUUCCGCCGAGAGGCUGGUGGUCCAAUUUAUCCACUGGAGACUGGGAGGAAGGACAGAGCAGUGGCCUUUACAAGCUAGUCUGUCUGUAAUUCUUGCAUGCUUUGCUUCCAUAGGAUUCAACAAGACAUUUUUUGAGGACCGGCUAUACAACUCCUCAGGAACGGGGAAGCCUGGCCCUGAACUCAAUCCCCUGACACUGGUUUACUAAAAUGAAAGCCAAAAUGAGGCUUUGUGGGUUUGAUUUGAGGACGCACGUUUUAUCUCUUCUGGAAACUCAGUUAUAAGUUUGGUUUAAUCUUGUGAAUAUCAAUCACCAUUGCUUUUCUAUCAUUGUAUGUUCUCUCUGGAUUCAGUAUCAUUCAAAGUCGACAGUCUUGAUGUUAGUGGUUAU